This is a messenger RNA of Acanthoscelides obtectus, 1460 nucleotides long. The record is from the annotation of a GenBank genome assembly. Lineage: Eukaryota; Metazoa; Arthropoda; Insecta; Coleoptera; Chrysomelidae.
AGAACCAAAUUAGCAGAGCUGUUGGUAUUUAUAAAAACAAACAUUAACCUCACUUUUCCGGAAACGUCAAAAUGUUUUGGUAAAACAAAGUGGAAAAGUUGGUUUUAAAAAUGUUUCUGCUGAAUAAAACCAUAUUGCGGAUCAUGAUACCAAUACCAAAAAAUGCUCGCUUUUAUUUGCAUGUUCAGACAAAGCAGUCAGUCCUUAAAGAGUGCCCCCCAUAUUUCAGUUUAUGCAAACAUUUUGAAAAUAAUGAAGGUAUGGCAGAAGAGUUAGUUAGUAGUAUGGUAGUACAUAAUGACUUUUUGAAUAUUGAAGACGAACAAUCAAUAAUGGAUGAAAUAGACCCAUAUAUGAAAAAGCUAAGGUAUGAAUUCGACCAUUGGGAUGAUGCCAUCCAUGGUUAUAGAGAGACAGAAAGGCUGAAAUGGAAUGACAAAAAUGAUAAAACUCUUGAUAGGGUGCGAGGACUUGCUUUUCCACCAAAUGUAUCACCUCUAAAGUUUGUUCAUAUCUUAGAUUUAGACAAAAACGGGUAUAUCAAACCGCACAUUGAUGCUGUGAGGUUUUGUGGGGAUACAAUAGCAGGCCUUAGUUUGCUGACAGAUAGUAUUAUGAGAUUGGUGCAUGACAAACAAAAGCAACUGUAUGCAGACAUUCUGUUAAAACGUAGGUCAUUGUAUAUUAUGAAAGGCACUGCUCGUUUUGAUUAUACUCAUGAAAUAUUGAGCAAUGAUCAUAGUGUAUUCAAGGGCGAGAAAAUAUUCAAAGAUAGAAGGAUUUCUGUGAUAUGUAGGAAUGAACCUGAUACUAAGCAUAAAGAUGCUUGAUAUAGAAACAUUUCUAUAGCCAGCACAGAAAGUUUUUUCUGAUGUGAAUCUAGCAAAGAAAUCUGGAUUGGAGUAUAUACACGUGGUUAGUGGAACAACAGGCAUCUCAGUCUUGGUUAAAAUGUUGUUGAGUUGUCUGGUAUGAUCGAAUCCCCACCCUAUUACAGUUCCUGGAAUUACAAAUCAAUCAUGUGUAUUUCUUCACAGUGUACCCGUCAGAGGUUUGACCAUUGCUAUCCAACGUAAAAUACGGAAUACUUAUAAGAAUUUGCAAAGUUAUGCAUUUAGCAGAAGCAGUUGCGUCCAACAAAUUUACAAAUUUUCAUGUUCAUUGACAAAGCACCCUGGUGGUCUAAGAUAUCCCACCACUUUAGUUGCAAGGAAACUGCUGCGGUACAAACUUAUGGGACAUUGAACAUAUACCUAUGCGCCGCAUAGUAUACGAAAUUAAAUAAUUUAGUAUUGCUAACCAUGAUACUAAAAUUGUCGAAAUCAUGGGUAUCGUUUUUACAAAAUGUCUAACAAUAUCCCAUGCGUGAUCCUCCUUUACUCUUUGAACACAGUUUCCACCUAGGGUGACAAAAUCUAGGAUUCAGUAGCUAUAUCCAUUCUGCCAAAAUAACUCACUAU